UGGAGACGACCAUUCCUCUUCCUCUCUGAUUGUUAGACCGGCUUGGUUUCCCCCUCGACAAGAAAAUCCAUUCCCAAGGAUAUAUAAACCAACCCAAGCAGCAACGCUUCCCAGAUUUCUUAUCUGAGACGAGAAGAAGAAAAUGGAAUCGGAGGAUUCGGUGAAACUGCAAUUGGAGGAAUUGCAGAAACAUUUGGGGAAGAAGCAAAAGUUCGAGGACGCUGUGUUCUCUCUCAAAUCCCUCCUUCAACAAAAAUAUCCAUCCGCUUCUCCCUCUCUCCGCAAUCUGUAUUUUUAUACGGCUAUAUGCCGAGUUGCUACUGUAUUGAAGACCAGGUAUACCGCACCGGGUUUCUGGAAUGCUGGGCUGGGGCUUUUUGAGCAGGCUGAAUUGCUUGUUUCUGAUCCAUCUGAGAAGGAACACUUGAAGGGUUGCAUUUCUCAGGCGAGGGGAGAGUUGCAUCUAGAGGAUAAUCCGACACAAGCUUCACAACCAGCUCAAAAUCCUGUGAAUGGAGGGUAUCUUUUUGAGGGACACCUUACUGUGGAUCCAGAGCCUCCUCAGCCUCAAUGGCUUGUGCAGUCAAACCUCUUGACAACAGCUGGUACACUUUUUUCUGCUGAAUCAUCUCAAGGUUUAGCGGCAGAUGAUCCUUCACGGGAAAAUGCUGCAAAUAUGCUUCAGGAUCUUCUGAAUAGAUUAGAAGAUGCCGUGCCACUGAUGCUGAGUGAUGGUCCAGCGCCUCCAAAAGUCCCUCCUGCUAGCAAAGAAGUUGUGGCAAAACUUCCGGUCAUUACUCUUACAGGGGAAAUCCUGGCUAAGUUGGGGAAAGAUGCCGAGUGUGCAAUUUGCAAGGAAAACUUGGCUUUAAAUGACAAAAUGCAGGAGUUGCCAUGCAAGCACACUUUCCACCCACCUUGUCUGAAGCCAUGGCUGGACGAGCAUAAUUCAUGCCCUAUUUGUCGGUAUGAGCUGCAAACUGAUGACCAUGCCUAUGAGAGCUGGAAAGAACGCGAGAAGGAAGCAGAAGAAGAGAGAAAGGGUGCUGAAAAUGCCGUUCGUGGUGGCGAAUAUAUGUAUGUUUAGAUGGUUAUCUAUUCCUUGUAUUGUCAGCAAUUUUUAUGAACUACUACAUGUGAAUUGUUCAUUAUUGAAGAUAGAGUAAUACCCUUUCAAGUUUCUCAGGUGUUUACUUAUUGUUGGCUGUU
Messenger RNA from Neltuma alba, 1209 nucleotides. Its product is annotated as E3 ubiquitin-protein ligase AIP2. The record is from RefSeq and is a predicted model, not a curated record. Gene Ontology annotation, molecular function: ubiquitin protein ligase activity. Gene Ontology annotation, cellular component: cytoplasm. The transcript has 5 exons. Bases 143 to 1087 code for a protein of 314 amino acids. Lineage: Eukaryota; Viridiplantae; Streptophyta; Magnoliopsida; Fabales; Fabaceae. Gene Ontology annotation, biological process: protein ubiquitination.